CUUGUUGCCCGCAUACCAGUCAUGUGCCCAGGAAUCCAUAUCAGGUGACUUAUUUACCACUUCUCACGAGUUCGUCCAAUCAGAGGCCUUCAUACCGAACACGCCUCCACUGUUACCCAAUAUAGGCCAGGUGAACGAGAUGAACGAUACGGCAAAUGAGCUCGUCAUAGCCUUGGCCCAUAGUUGUAGUAAACAACACCUUGUUUCCCUACGUCUGUUUUGUUUUUCCCAGGACAAUCUACCGUACGCGUUACAGAUCAGAACCUCUAGAAGACAGAAUUGGCCUUUGUGUCUUCAAACAAGAAAGAUCACGGUAAAGUCAUCCGGCACCACAAUCUGCUGAAUUUCACCUUGAGUUUUUCAUCUGUAAGUGACAUCAUGGAGCAGUUCAAUAGUGAGUACGAAUGCCCACAAGUCCGUUUUCUAAGCUCCCAUCGCGAAGAAGGUCGAAACGGGUACGGUCCCAUCUAUGAACCGGAGGGUGUGAAGGUGUAUUGUGGAACACUGGUGCACGCUACCAAGGAUAAACCAAUGGAGAUCCUCCGGAACGGGGUCAUCGGGGUGGACACAUCUGGAAAGAUUCUAUUUGUGAAAGACGGCGACUCCAUUGAGAGCCUGUCUGCCGAGAUAGGCUUCAGACCUGAAGUGCGCAACUGAAGGGCAGGCAAGUGUACUUAAUGCCAUGACCAUUUCAAGUAUCAUCCU
Molecule: messenger RNA, 705 nt
Organism: Branchiostoma floridae (Florida lancelet)
Lineage: Eukaryota; Metazoa; Chordata; Leptocardii; Amphioxiformes; Branchiostomatidae
Product: guanine deaminase-like
Exons: 5
Coding region: 379-657 (92 amino acids)
Molecular function (GO): hydrolase activity, acting on carbon-nitrogen (but not peptide) bonds
Source: RefSeq, a predicted model, not a curated record